Medicago truncatula (barrel medic) is the source of this 1327-nucleotide messenger RNA. Its product is annotated as cullin-1. Gene Ontology annotation, biological process: ubiquitin-dependent protein catabolic process. The record is from RefSeq and is a predicted model, not a curated record. Lineage: Eukaryota; Viridiplantae; Streptophyta; Magnoliopsida; Fabales; Fabaceae. The coding region runs from base 465 to 1031 and encodes 188 amino acids. The transcript is spliced from 6 exons.
AUCUUUUGGUUUUUGAAGGAAGAGGAUCACAACUCACAACAGAGUAUUCUUCUCUCAAGAAAAACUCACAACAGAGUAGAAAAAGAAACUAUAAAAGUACAAACCCGUUAGUUCCAAAUUAGGGUUCUUCUGUCAAGGUUCAUUCAUCAAUAAGCAUGACGAUGAGAGAAUUUAUCAACUUAGAAGAAGGAUUGGAGACUAUUCAGAAAGGUAUCACCAAACUCCUCAACAUUCUUGAAGGUUUACCCGAACCUAAUUUCACUCCUGAGGAACACAUUAACCUAUAUACGACUGUGUACAAUAUGUCCACCCAAAGGCCUCCUCAUGACUAUGGCCUAGCAUUAUACGACAAGUCCAAGGAAACAUGUGAGUACAUUGUAUCAAAAGUUCUGCCAUCUUUGGGAGAAAAGAAGGAUGACCUUUUGUUGAGAGAACUGCUUAGAAGAUAGUCAGAUUACAUAGUUAUGACCAGGCGCCUCUCAAAAGUUUUUUGGUAUCUUGAACGACGCGACAUUCCAAGAUAUAAACUUCCUUCUCUUGAAGAAACCGGCUUCAUAUCCUUUUACCACCUGUUUUUGUCUUCAUUUGUUGGUAUCCAGAUUGAUCCGAAACGGGCAGAAAAAAAGAUUGAUCAAACACUUGCAAUUAAAGCAUUGGAUUUAUACUUGGAGUUAAACGAUUGUUCAAAAAUACACAAGGCAAAGGAAGAGAAAAUGGAUCGCAGUCCAGAUGUUUUAUCAAAGAAAGUCAACUUGGUAAGCUCGGACGGGGUUGUGUUUGAAGUUGAUUUGGGUUUGGCACUUAUGUCAAAAAGAUUUGAGGACAUUAUCGAUAUUGAGACCAUUCCGAUUGGUGAUGUUGAUACCAUUUCUGUUGAUGAAGUGAAUAGCAAAAUGUUGAGCAUGGUCGUUGAAUACUGCAAGAAGCACGACAAAAGACAGAAGUAUGUUGAUAUCAAGAUCUGGGAUGCUCAAUUUGUUGAUGUUGACCCUAAAACUCUGGAUGAUCUUGAAACACAUGCAAGGGAUUAAAACCAAAACGAGGCAUAUUUGCAGGGACUAAAACCAUAUUUUAACCUAUAAAAAAUUUGACUUGAUAAAAGACAAGACACCAGAGGAACUCGUCCAGUUCUAUGCCGCUCAAGAAGACUCAAACUUCAAGUCAUUAGAAGAGAACCACGAGUAGAGUCUUUAGAUUUUACAACAUGCAAACUUCUUUUUACUUUUACUCUAUGAUCCUGUUUAGAGUUUAGAUGAACAUGAUUGCCGUACAAAAGUUCAACCGAUGCUGCACAAUGCAUAAUAUAGUUAACAUUUAUUUAUUUUUA